Aureococcus anophagefferens is the source of this 1710-nucleotide messenger RNA. RefSeq lists its product as hypothetical. The transcript has a single exon. The record is from RefSeq and is a predicted model, not a curated record. Lineage: Eukaryota; Pelagophyceae; Pelagomonadales; Pelagomonadaceae. The coding region runs from base 1 to 1710 and encodes 569 amino acids.
AUGGCCGGCGGCGGUUCGGGCUACGAUCCGCGGCUGCCGCAGUGGCUCGGCACGCUGCUGCCGGCCUGCGCGGCGCGCGGCACGAAAUUAAUUUGCAACCUGGGCGCGGCGGAUCCGGCGGGCGGCGCGCGCGUCGCCGCGGCCGUCGCGGGCCAGCUCAACCUCGAUCUCACGGUCGUCGGCGUCGGUGAGGCGCCAGCGGCGCAGGCGCGACCUAACGGUGCGGUCUACGCGUACCUCGGCGCGGACGCCGUCGCCCGCGCGCUGCGAGCGGGCGCGGACGUCGUCGUCGCCGGCCGCGUCGCGGACCCGUCGCUCUUCGUCGGCUGCGUCGCGCACGCGCUCGACUGGGACCUCGACGCGCCCGCGACGGUGGCCACCGCCGCGGCGACGUGCAUGGGCCACCUGCUCGAGUGCGGCCUGCACGCGACGGGCGGCUACUUUUUCCACCCGCGGGGCCGCCAGCCGGAGCGCGGCGGCGGCGCGGAGCUCGCGGCGCUGGGCCUGCCCUAUGCGGUGGCGACGGCGACCGGCCUCGCGGGCGGCGGCUUCGAGAUCCGGAAGGCGCGCGGGCGGCCCGGCGAGCUCAGCCGCCGCACGCUCGCGCAGCAGCUGCUCUACGAGGUGUCGGACCCCGCGGCGUACGUCACGCCCGACGUCGUUGCCGAUUUCUCCGGCGCGCAGCUAGAGGAGCGCGGCGAGUCGGCCGUCGCCGUGAGCGGCGUCGCCGCGGCCGGCCCGCGGCCAGAGAAGCUGCUCCGCCUCGUCGCGAAGGACGGCGGCCGGAGGCAGGUCGGCGAGAUCUCGUUCCUCGGCUCCGGCUGCCGGCAGCGCGCGGACUGGGCCGAGGAGGCCGUGCGCAUCUGGAUGGACCAGGAGUGCCCGGGAAGCUCGUCGCUCGUGCGCGCGUCGCGGCCGGGCUACGACGCGCUCCGGAAACGGCGCGACGACGACGUCGAGGACGACGGCGAGUGCCGGCUGCGAUUCGAGGGGCGCUUCCCCGACGAAGCGGGGGCGCUCGCCCUGGCGCAGGCCCUGGCCGGGCUCGGCGUCGGCGGGCCCGCGGGCAGCUGCGGCGGCUUCCUGGGAGGCUCGCCCUUCGGCAGCCCCGUCGUCGACAUCGGCAAGGAGCUCGUGGCGCGCGACGCCGUGACGACGCACCUGUGGACGCUCGGCCCGCGGCUCGCGCGCGCCGCGGGCGCCGCCGCCGCGAUGCUCAAAGGCCCCGACGCGCGCCUCGUGGGAUUCGCGGCGACGGCCGCCGCCGCGCUCGCCGCGACGGAGCCGGAGCCGGACGCGACGCCCGAGGGCGAGGCGCCCUUGCGCGCGGUCGUGCCCGAGGCGCCCGCGCCGCCGCCGCCGCUGCGGCCCGGCCAAGUCCUCCAGCUCUACGAUUGUUGCCACGCGCGCGCCGGCGACAAGGGCCAGCUCGUGAACGUGAGCCUCGUGGCCUACGCGCCCUGGGCGCCCCACUUCGACGCGAUCCUCGCGGCGCUGGAGCCGGCCCUCGCCGGCGUCUUCGAGGAGUUCCGCGACGCGGCCGCCUCCGACGCGCUCACCGUGCGCGUCUUCCGCAUGGCGAAUCUGGCCGCGGCGAACAUCACCGUGGAGCCCGUCCUCGACGGCGGCGUGUCCGUGAGCCGACGCCUCGACCCCCACGGGAAGAGCUUCUCCGACGUGCUCCUGUCUACGACCGUGACGAUGCCGUAA